This is a messenger RNA of Vicia villosa (hairy vetch), 561 nucleotides long. RefSeq lists its product as uncharacterized. The transcript is spliced from 3 exons. NCBI's taxonomy places the organism in Eukaryota, Viridiplantae, Streptophyta, Magnoliopsida, Fabales, Fabaceae. The record is from RefSeq and is a predicted model, not a curated record. The coding region runs from base 1 to 561 and encodes 186 amino acids. Gene Ontology annotation, molecular function: RNA-DNA hybrid ribonuclease activity; nucleic acid binding.
AUGAAAAAUGCUCAACAACAUCGCCAAAACAGUGAGACUAACAAUCCUCCGUCAACUGUUACUAGGUGGUGCAAACCUUCUGCUGGUCGUCUCAAGUGUAAUAUUGAUGCAUCCUUCUCCCAGAAUAAGGUAGGCAUUGGUAUCUGUAUUAGAAAUGAUGCUGGCCAGUUUAUUGCAGCACGAACAGAAUGGUUUUCCCCAUGUACUGAAGUGGCUAUAGGAGAAGCCAUAGGCCUUUUGUCAGCUAUAAAGUGGGUUAUUAAUUUGGGCUUUGAUAAUAUGGAUUUUGAAUUAGAUGCAAAGCAAGUCGUCGAUAGUGUGAUUUCUGUGAAGCCAAACGACUCGGACUUCGGAGCUAUUGUCGAUGAUUGUAGAAGGUUAAUUACUCUCUCUCUUAGGAACUCUCAUGUUAAGUUCGUUAGAAGACAAGCCAAUGAGGUUGCUCAUGCUCUUACACGGGUGGCUCCAUCCCUAGCUAGUUUUCACAAUUUUACUGAUAUUCCAACAUAUCUGAUUCUUACAAGGAAAUUAAUGGUGAAGGCAGUUCUCAAAGAGGUUUAA